Messenger RNA from Panicum virgatum (switchgrass), 2034 nucleotides. RefSeq lists its product as uncharacterized. The record is from RefSeq and is a predicted model, not a curated record. The coding region runs from base 1 to 2034 and encodes 677 amino acids. NCBI's taxonomy places the organism in Eukaryota, Viridiplantae, Streptophyta, Magnoliopsida, Poales, Poaceae. The transcript has a single exon.
AUGGCUGUGAACCCACUGGACCUCUGGAACCGUUGGGCCAUCCAGAUCCUACUGCUCUUCAGCCUCAGCCUGCAUGUCCUCCUCCUACCUCUUGCCGGAAUCCGGCGACGCAGGGCCUCCAUGUUCCUGAGGGUCCCUCUGUGGCUGGCAUACCACCUCGCUGACACGAUAGGCAUCUAUGCAAUUGGACUCCUCUCCCUGAGCAGCGCGCUGCGCGACCAUCGGCUCAUGCCAUUCUGGGCACCCUUCCUUCUCCUACACCGCGGCGGCCCGGACAGCAUCGCCGCCUACGCGUUCCAUGACAACCAGCUCUGGCUGCGCCACCUCCAAGUUUUCAUCGUCAAGGUGCUAGCAGCAACGUACAUCCUCUACAAGCAUCUCCCUCGAGAUGACACCUUCCUCAUCCUAGCCGCCUUGUUGAUGUGGGUGGUCGGCAUCGGCAAGUAUGCAGAGAGGGUUGUGGCAAUCAGGGGCGGUACCAUGAGCAACAUCCGAAACUCUCUCAAGAAGCAACCAAUCGCUAGGCAUCAUCAUCACUUCCAUGAUUGGGAUCAAGGACUAGUGAAGAAAACCAUCAACGAAGAUGAAGCGUAUUUGCGCCGGGCUCAUUACAUGUUCCACAUAUGCAAGCGUGCAACGGUGGAUUCUUGGCUGGAGAAAGAUCCCGAGCACAACACCUUUGAGAUGCUCAGGGCUCUUAGGAAGGAAGGCUCCAAGGGCAUGUGGGCAUUCGCGGAGAUGGAGCUCUCCCUGUUGUACGACAUCCUCUACACCAAGGCUGCCGUGAUCCACACUUGGCCUGGUUACUUCAUCCGUUUCGCCUCAUCCGCCGCCAUUGCUGCCUCGUCUCUGCUCUUCCAUUUCAGUGGCAGGGAUGAUCACAAGGUAGAUGUUGCCGUCACGUACGCCUUGCUUGCUGGGGCAUUCCUUAUGGAGGCAGCAUCCCUGCUGAACGCCCUAGGAUCCUCAUGGGCAUAUGCAUUCUUGUGCACCACACGAUGGAGCUGGCUCCAGUACGCAGCCCUAUGUACCGGAAGGUGGGACCGGCUUCGACACAUUGUCAAGGCUACCAAGAGAAUGGUUGGCAGCAACCAGUCAGGUAGGAGGUGGUCCGGCGAAAUGGGGCAGUACAACAUGUUACACUACUGCAGUCGCCGCGAGAGGGCCUAUAAACCCCUUUUGGGCAGAUUUGCCGCGAUGUUGGGAUUCGAGGAGUGGUGGAAUAGGAAGCAUUACUCUGCAACAGUUGACAUUUCUGAUAGCCUGAAGCAGGGGUUGUUUGAGUACAUACACAGAUUAACAGAGACGGGUUUGAAUUCACAGGGUGUAAUCAGGAAGAGCUGGGGUCAAGACGCACUUGAGAGGGAGGACCGGGACUUGUAUGAGCGUAUCAAGAAUGAAAGAAACCUCGGCGUUGAGUUCCAAGAGGGAGUCAUAAUAUGGCACAUCGGCACAGACAUCUUCCUAGCCAAAAGCAGCAGAGAUGCCGGCGACGACGACACAGCUGAUCUGGUGAAGGGUAUAAGGAUGCUGUCCAAUUACAUGAUGUUCCUCCUCAUUGACCACCCUAAAAUGCUCCCUGGCCUUGCCCAGAACAUGCUGUACCGGCGAACCUGCGAAAAUCUAUCAGACAGGUGCAAGAACCAUGGCCAUCCAAGAACUGGAAAUGUUGGUGCAGUGCUCAAGGAAAUAUUCCGCCUGAAUGAUGGCCCUACUGUCACUGAACUGAGCCACAUAAAUGAGCUCGCAAACGCCGUGUACAAGGAGAGGCCGAAAUACAGCCACACUGUUCCUCGCCUCUGUUAUGCUAAUGAAGUUGCUAAAGAACUACUUGACAGAGAGAAGGACAAAGGCAGCAGGGCCGUGUUGAAUUUGGUCCUUGAUGUCUGGAUGGAUUUCCUAGUGUACGCAGCCAAUCGAUGCAGCAGGGAAUCCCACGCCAAGAUGCUCAGCAGCGGCGGUGAGUUGACGAGCGUUGUCUGGAUUAUGACAGACUUCCUCAACCAAGAAGCCUACGCUCGUCACAGGGAUUGA